AUGAACUUCUUCACUUCUCUCCUCUUGCUGGCUACUUCUGUUAUCGCAGCUCCUGUCGAUACUGCCAAGCAAUCGAAGCACUUCCACCUCAAGUCUAUCGGCGGCCCCAAUGCAAAUCACAACAACCUAUAUGUCUAUGCCUACCACACGGGCGCAGGUCUCAACGACGCAGUUCUCACAAAAGAUGCUAGCAUAGCUAGUUCCUUCUACCUGAAUGGAACCAACGCACUCGCCGAUCUGAAGACCGAAUUCCCCUGGGGAUUGAUCGCCACUGGCGACACCAACUAUGCCUCUUGGGAACCUAUGGUUAUCAACGCUGGCAGCGAGGGCAGUGAAGGAUACUCCAUCAAAGGCAACAAUUUCCAAUGGUCGGAACAAAACGGCUUCGGUGGCUGGCUCAUCUGCGAUUGGUUCCACAAUGCGCCUCAGCUAUUCUACUUGAACCGUUACUACGAAGCCACCAUCCCCUCCUCCUGCUCUAAGGUCCAGUUGAAGGCCGAAUUCAUCUAA
Penicillium coprophilum is the source of this 510-nucleotide messenger RNA. RefSeq lists its product as uncharacterized. The transcript is spliced from 3 exons. The coding region runs from base 1 to 510 and encodes 169 amino acids. Lineage: Eukaryota; Fungi; Ascomycota; Eurotiomycetes; Eurotiales; Aspergillaceae. The record is from RefSeq and is a predicted model, not a curated record.